Molecule: messenger RNA, 2699 nt
Organism: Struthio camelus australis
Lineage: Eukaryota; Metazoa; Chordata; Aves; Struthioniformes; Struthionidae
Source: RefSeq, a predicted model, not a curated record
AGCGGGGAACGCGUCACUGCUGAAAAAAAAAAGAUACUUUUUGUUUGUUUGUUUUUAACGGAAACUGGGCUUUAUUAGCAGUUUCUGUUGCUGUGCCCCCGUUGAGACAAUGACAGACUUUGAAAAGAAUCUCAAGCAGGACAUGAUUUCUCAGCUGCAUAAUUUCGCUGCUGUUGGAGAUACAGUCGGAUUGAAAACAUUGCUCGUUCGCUCUCCAUCACUUAUUAAUGCAACUGCAGAGAAUGGCUGGACAGCCUUGAUGUAUGGUGCCAGAAAUGGACAUUUUGAGGUUGUGCAAAUUCUUCUUGAAGAAGGGUGUGACAGGUCCGUUGUUAAUAAAUCAAGGCAGACUGCUCUGGACAUUGCUAAAUUUUGGGGGUACAAGCACAUAGCUAAUUUGUUGGCUAAUGCGAAGGGUGGGGAGAGGCCUGUUUUUCUGCCAAAUGAAGUGAAAGAGUAUGAAAAUUACUUUGGCAUAACACUCCUAGACAGAAGGAGCAACAAAAGAACAGAUUCUAACUGGCUAAGCAAAAAACAAAUACAUCCAACUACAGUAUACAUCCUUUUCUCAAAUCUAAGUCCUUUGGUUACUUUGAGUGGAGGAGUAGAGAGUUCCAAGCAACCAGAAGUCAAGCUUUGUAGGCUGUACCACAAGGAUGUAAAGCAGUACUUGAAUCAGAGCGAAGACGUCACCUUGAUUUUUCUUGGAGUUGAACUUCAGUUCCACAUGAACCUGCUGGCUGCUCACAAUGGAAGGGUUCUGAAAGAAGAUGAAGAGGACGGGCUAGUUGCUUGGUUUGCUCUUAGCAUAGAUCCCACUUCCGCUGAGAAAUUUAAACAGAUGCAUGAAGACGCUUAUUUUCUUCAUCCACCAAUGCCUGCACUACUGCAGUUGCCUGAAAAAGAAGCUGGAGUAGUAGCCCAGGCUAGAUCUGUUCUAGCAUGGCACAGCCGCUACCAAUUCUGCCCCACGUGUGGGAGUGCAACCAAGACCGGAGAAGGGGGUUACAAGAAAACUUGCUUGAAAGAAGAUUGUCCCAGUCUCCACGGUGUUCACAACACCUCAUAUCCAAGAGUUGAUCCUGUUGUGAUAAUGCAAGUUAUCCAUCCAGAUGGGAACCACUGCCUUUUAGGUAGGCAGAAAAGAUUUCCCCCUGGAAUGUUUACCUGUCUUGCUGGAUUUGUAGAACCUGGCGAAACAAUAGAAGAUGCCGUUCGAAGAGAAGUAGAAGAGGAGGCUGGAGUCAAAGUUGGCCAUGUUCAGUAUGUCUGUUGUCAGCCAUGGCCAAUGCCCUCCUCCCUAAUGAUUGGUUGCUUAGCUGUUGCGGUGUCUACAGAAAUUAAAGUUGACAAGAAUGAAAUAGAGGAUGCCCGCUGGUUCACUAGAGAACAGGUCGUGGAAGUUAUCAUUAAAGGAAAUGAGCGUUCUUUCUUUGUGCCGCCAAGUCGAGCUAUUGCACACCAGUUGAUAAAACACUGGAUUGGAAUGAAUGCUAAUCUUUAAAUUCAAAUAAUUGAUUUCUUUAAGUUAAAUUAUUUCUUCUAGUGAAUGCUAAUGUUAGAAAUAAAUUAGAAAGACCUGUUUAUCUAAUAAACAUAGGACCACAUGUAUUUUUGAGCCUGCCCUUGACUCCAGAGCUAAACGAUGCAAACUUGGGGGGGCGGUUUCAAACCUAAGUUCUAACUGGACAGUAAGCCAGUUACUAUCCCAAGUAAGCAAGCAACAAACAAGCAACAGUGAUAUCUUACUGUGCGCAGGCUGCUUUUUGAUUUUAGUGUCAAAUUAUUAUGCCUUCCACUAUCAUGCUUUUUAUUUUCCAGCAAUUCAUUUAGCUAUUCUGAACUUAAAUGUUUGAUUUGGGCCUGAUAUCUCAAACAGCCCCCACUGGAAGGAGGUUUCUUUUUUCUUUUCUCUUUUUUUUUUUUUUUUAAUUCUGCCUGGCACAGAGAACACCAAAGAGCAUUUAAUGCUGAAAGUCCUAUCAGCAAUGGUUAUUUUUAAACAAAUAGCAAAGUUAAAUGCUGAACAGGUAGUAUUUUUUAUCUUCCACAUGAAUAACACUAUAAGGAGAGGAUUUACUUCACCUGUCUGACUUGGCCUCCACUUACCAAUUAUAUGUUGCCCUGAAUUAUUUUAAAAGCUUAACACAGUACUCUGUUUAUAAAAAAUAGUAUUGGAGAACCAUUCCAAAAAUGCUAAAUAGUCACAAUUUAUAUAAAGUAAUAAUGUACUUACCUUAUGCAAUGAGUUAUUUCAUUCUCUGAUCAUUAGAAAUGGAACUGUAAUAAGGAAGUGGAUUAUUUAAACAGCACAUAAAAUAAUAUCUCAAAAUUUGUACAGAGUUAUUUUAUUAAAACCAAGGUAUUAAUGUUGUUACUGUUAUCAAGAAUGUACAGUUGAAAGACAGAAAUAUAUCAACCCCAUCUGUGAGACUGAGAGAACAACAUAGCAUUACAAAUAUUUACUUACAUAUUCUUAAUGCUGUAUUUCAAAUUUGUGCCUUAAUUUAUUGUGUUAUUGAAAAGAAUGGAAACUAUAGUCUUUCAAAAUGGAUGGUUACAAAAGUGUACUGUUCUUAUUAUUACUGUCAUGAUAAGAUUCAGUAGUCUGUGAUUGUGCAGUCAUUGCAGCGGUAUAAAAAGAAAUGCAAAUGACUACAAUGUUAGUCAUAAAAAUUAACUUUUUAUCAUAUGGGUUU